AUGAAGACCGCUACUUACAUGGCCAUGGCCUUUGGCCUGGUCUCUGCCCUUGAGACUCUUCCCGACACCGAGCCUUGCGACUGUGAGCUCGAAGACCCUUGCUACAUGGCUGUCAAUGACAACAGGCUCGCUCUCUGUGGCGCCAAUGUCUUCCUCAACUGCGAGAUCAGCCAAAUCCCUGCCGAGUGCACUGGCUCCACUGAUGAAGAGCGUCGUGAGGCUGUCAACGAGGCCUGCACUUGCAUCAUCCCAACCACCACUACCGGCACCGUCGCCAGCACCGAGACUGCUACCACUGAGGCCGGCACUGCUACCACUGAGGCUGGCACUGCUACCACUGAGGCUGGCACUGCUACUACCGAGGCUGGUACCGCUUCCACCGAGGCUGGUAUCGCUACCACUGAGGCCGGUACUGCGACCACCGGCACUGAGAUCGGUACUGAGACCACCGAUGUUGCUACCGAUGUCACCACUGACGCCGCCACUGGUGCCACCACCGAGACCUCUGUUCCCACCACCACCGAGGAGGACUGUGACGACGAGACCACCACUGAGGAGGCCACUGCCCCUGCUACCGUUGUCACUGGCACUGAGACCGCCACUGUCCCUGUUGACACUGCCACCGAGUCUGCUCCCACUGGUACCGAGUCCGCCCCUGUCGACACUGCUACUGAGUCCGCCCCUACCGGCACUGAGACUGCUCCCGUCGACACCGCUACUGAGUCCGCCCCUACCGGCACUGAGACUGCUCCCGUUGACACUGCUACCGAGUCUGCUCCUACCGGUACUGAGACUGCUCCCGUUGACACUGCUACCGAGUCUGCUCCUACCGGUACUGAGACUGCUCCCGUUGACACUGCUACCGAGUCUGCUCCUACCGGUACUGAGACCGCCCCUGUUGACACCAAGACUGACUCUGUUCCUACUGGCACUGAGACUGCCCCUGUUGACACUGCUACUGAGUCCGCCCCUACCGGCACUGAGACUGCUCCCGUCGAUACUAAGACUGACUCUAUCCCUACCGGCACUGAGACUGCUCCCGUCGACACCAAGACUGACUCUAUCCCUACCGGCACUGAGACUGCUCCCGUCGACACCAAGACUGACUCUAUCCCUACCGGCACCGAGACUGCUCCCGUCGACACCACCCAGACUGGUGCCAACGGUGUCUCCACCACUGGUGCUACCGUCCCUUACACCACCAAGACUGUCUACACCACUGCUACCAACACCUACACCAAGUGCCCUGACUACGUCAAGGACUGCCCCGCUGGUAGCCACGACCCUUACACCGUUACUGAGACCAUUGCUGUUUCUACCACUGUCUGCCCUGUGACCGAGGAGCACCCCUCCAAGCCUACUGGUUACUCUCCUGAGAACCCUGAGAAGUACACCACCAAGACCAUCUACUCUACUGAGGUCUACACCGUCACCAAGUGCCCUCCUUCCGUCAAGGACUGCCCCUACGGAUCCGUCACCACCAAGACCUACCCCGUCUCUACCACUGUCUGCCCUGUCACCGAGGAGCACCCCUCCAAGCCCACUGGUUACGCUCCCGUCACUGAGGGCCACCCCUCCAAGCCUACCGGUUACGCUCCUCCCAACACCAGCACUCUCUACACUACCAAGACCACCUACUCCACCAAGGUCUACACUGUCACUGAGUGCGGCCCCGAGGUUAAGGACUGCCCUUACGGAUCCGUCAAGACUGAGACUGUUCCUUGCACCACUGUCUACGCCACCGGUACCAAGGAGAUUCCUUCUUACCCUACCGUCGUCAUUCCCGGCAAGCCUGAGCACCCCACUCCUGAGCACCCCGAGACUCCCUCCGAGGAGCACCCCGCCAAGCCCGAGCACCCUGAGUACCCUGCUCCUGAGCACCCUGCCCAGCCCGAGCAGCCUGCUAAGCCUGAGCACCCCGAGGCUCCUGCUCAGCCCGAGAAGCCUCACUACCCUGCUCCUCCUGCUGCCGAGACCACCGGCAGCGGCUACAAGGCUCCCGCUCCCAGCCAGCCUUCUGCCACCGUCCCCUACCACCAGCCUACUGGCACCGCUCCCGCCGUCGAGGUCACCGCUGGUGCCUCUCGCUUCGGUGUCGAGAUGGCUGUCGCUGCCGCUGGUAUCUUUGCCAUUCUUCUGUAA
Messenger RNA from Fusarium poae, 2142 nucleotides. RefSeq lists its product as uncharacterized. Bases 1 to 2142 code for a protein of 713 amino acids. The record is from RefSeq and is a predicted model, not a curated record. The transcript has a single exon. NCBI's taxonomy places the organism in Eukaryota, Fungi, Ascomycota, Sordariomycetes, Hypocreales, Nectriaceae.